This is a messenger RNA of Xylaria bambusicola, 1922 nucleotides long. Its product is annotated as major facilitator superfamily domain-containing protein. Gene Ontology annotation, biological process: transmembrane transport. The coding region runs from base 279 to 1784 and encodes 501 amino acids. The record is from RefSeq and is a predicted model, not a curated record. Gene Ontology annotation, molecular function: transmembrane transporter activity. The transcript has 5 exons. NCBI's taxonomy places the organism in Eukaryota, Fungi, Ascomycota, Sordariomycetes, Xylariales, Xylariaceae.
CUGCCUCAUUCACUGCGUACAUGCAGUAAAUGGCCAAUACACGGCGGACAUGAAGCAUUUAGUCAUUUAGUCUUCGGAGUAUGGGGCGGAGAUAAUAAUAUGUAUAAUAGAUAUAAGGUACCUACCUACAUUUUAGGCGUGCAUACAUAUGUCUUUCAUGGGUACAUAAAGCUGUUCUGUGCGCAUACUUUAUAAGGAUGGACUAAGAACGUAGUUAACAACCACGUGGAGUUGAUGAAAUCAGGCUUUCUCAACUAGUUUAUUUCAACUACUCCAUCAUGAGCUUCAAAAACGUACCGGAGUCGAACUCUGAACUGUCGACAAGUACAAAUCUGCGAGAAGACAAUGAAGACACGAAUACUAACAGGACACCCACUGAGAAGGGCGACUCUGACGACAACAUCGUAGACUGGGAUGGCCCCAAUGAUCCAGAGAAUCCUCGCAACUGGUCAAGGGCCAAGAAGAAUGUCCAUAUCAUCAUCGUUAGCAUCUUCGCUCUUGUGGCAAAUCUAGCAGCCACGAUGUUCGCCCCCGGAGCACAGCAACUCGCCGAAGACUUCCACAUCACCAACAGCGUCAUCGAGACCUUCACCGUCAACAUUUACCUCCUGGCCUUCGCCGUCGGCCCGCUCUUCCUGGCGCCGCUAUCCGAGGUCUACGGGCGCUUGGUCAUAUACCACGUUUGCAACGUCUUCUACAUUGCUUUUACCUUCGGGUGUACAUUCAGUACAGAUGUCUCCAUGUUUCUCGUCUUCCGCGUAUUCUGCGGCCUCGCUGCCUCGGGACCCCUGAGUAUUGGCGGUGGUACCAUCGCCGACGUCACGUCGCAGGAGGAACGCGGGAAGGCUCUUGCCCUGUGGGGGGUUGGGCCGCUGCUAGGACCCGUCGUUGGUCCUAUUAUCGGUGGUUUCGUCACGCAGAGUAUUGGAUGGAGAUGGACUUUUCGGAUCAUACUCAUUUUAGCCGGCUCUCUAAGUCUCGCGACUCUUCUUUUCAUGCGGGAAACCAACGCUAUAAUCUUAUUACGACGAAAGACGGACCGAUUAAUCAAGGAGACAGGCAACCAUAAGCUCAUCCCAAAGGCUAGUACAAACGAAACGCCAAAAGAGGUGCUUCGGAAAGCUAUCGUGCGUCCGUUGAAGAUGAUAGCCUUCUCUCCGAUCGUUCUCCUUCUCUCACUGUACUCGGGCGUGCUCUUCGGAAUCAUAUUCCUUCUCUUCUCGACCUUUCCCUCCGUCUUCGAAGAAAUAUACGGCUUUAGCACUGGAGUCUCUGGGCUCGCCUAUUUGGGCCUCGGACUCGGCUUCGUCUCUGGCCUUGUAGUGUUUUCCGCUCUGAGCGAUAAGCUGCUUGGCCAGAAGAGAAAUGGCGCUGUCGUUCGACCUGAGGAACGAUUGAUUCUCAUGAAGUGGAUUGCCCCGACCGCUCCUCUUGGUUGUUUCUUAUAUGGAUGGACAGCACAGUACCACGUGCAUUGGAUCGUGCCAAUUAUAGGCACAUUUUUCGUCGGUUUCGGCUCCUUGUUCGUCACAAUCCCGGCCCAGGCAUAUAUAGUUGAUGCUUUCGGCUCAGAAGCUUCUGCUUCGGCUCUCGCUGCCAAUUUGACCAUCCGCGCCCCCUUUGGAGCCCUACUUGCCCUUGCGGCACCUCCUUUGUACGCGCAACUUGGACUGGGAUGGGGAAACAGCAUCCUGGGAUUCAUAGCUCUGGCUUUCACGCCUGUGCCUUGGUUGUUCUAUCACUAUGGCGAAACCUUGAGAACUAGAUUCCCUGUCGAUCUAUGAAAGGAUAAUAAUCUGACUUCGUUUUCAACCUCCCUCUUAUUAUAUAACUAGAACGCCCGGCCAUAGUCCGAUGAAAGCACCUCGAGUCCUUCCCUUUCAUUCUCAGCUGUCUUAAAUUGUAUCUUUAUCAAAAACACU